CGGUUCUUAUCGCAGUCAUUCCGGUCUGGCCUACAUGAGCCGUCGUUGUUUCUUGCACACACUCAAAAUAAAGUAAAUUGUUCGAAAUGCCGUGGACUAGCACCAACAGAAUCUAUGCGAAACCCUCCAACACGAGUGGGGGCGAAGGCGUUACGGCCGUCGCAACCGCCAGCAGCGCCCGAGCCGCGCCCACGGCCGCCGCCGAUACGGGUGGCCGCUUCGAGCUUAGCGACCACGGCUACGGCAAAAGCUGCGUCAAGCUCCUACACGUGUACCGCGAUGGCGAGUACCACGCCAUCCGAGAGUACGAUGUGUCCACCGAGUUGAAGCUGACCAGCGAAUCGCCCUACGUUCUCGGCGACAACAAAGACGUGGUCGCCACAGACUCGCAGAAGAACACCGUCUAUUUGCUGGCGAAAAAGCACGGUGUGAAAACACCCGAAGAGUUUGGCGCAGUGGUUGUGAACCAUUUUCUGUAUACGUACAAGCAGGUCGGUGAAGCAAAGUGUCGUGUGGUCGAGUACCCUUGGGAGCGUUUACAGGCGGGCGCACCGCACAACCACGCCUUCAUCUUCUCACCCGCCGCCACAAGGUGGUGUGAAGUUUCCCAAGUUAGACACGACGCAGUAGUUGUUAAGUCGGGAUUGAGUGGAUUAAGAGUGUUGAAAACGACACAAUCCGCUUUCGUAGAUUUCGUUCAAGACGAGUACACAACCCUUGCGGAUGCUGCUGAAAGAAUAUUCAGUACGGUGGUGGAGGCGGAAUGGACGUACGACAGCAUGCGGACAGCGGACUUCGACAACGCGUGGCUGACGGUGAAGGACGCCAUCUUGGAGAAGUUCGCCGGCCCACCCGACACCGGCGUCUACUCCCCCUCCGUCCAGCACACCUUAUACCAAGCUGAGAAGAUGGUCUUGGAAAAAGUUUCAGAGAUUUCGUGGAUCAAAAUGACGAUGCCAAACAAGCAUUAUUUAAAUAUAGACAUGUCCAAAUUCCCCGCAAACGUGACGAAAGGAGACCCGCGACACCACAUCUACCAACCCAUAGAUAAGCCAGCCGGAUUAAUCUACGCGCAGCUACGCCGUAGACCUAAGAGCCAUUUGUGAUUUCACUGAAGGCUACGUUUCGUAGCAAUGUCUACAAUGAUGAAAAGAGGCUAUUUUAAUGAAUCGAUAAAAAUAUGAUUUGUUAAUAUUUUGUUACUAAAUAAUCUGGGAUCUAAAUUACAGUUAAAAAUGUAAUAA
Molecule: messenger RNA, 1244 nt
Organism: Papilio machaon (common yellow swallowtail)
Lineage: Eukaryota; Metazoa; Arthropoda; Insecta; Lepidoptera; Papilionidae
Gene: Uro
Product: uricase
Exons: 5
Coding region: 87-1106 (339 amino acids)
Biological process (GO): urate catabolic process; purine nucleobase catabolic process
Cellular component (GO): peroxisome
Molecular function (GO): urate oxidase activity
Source: RefSeq, a predicted model, not a curated record